AUGGCGCUGCACGUCAAUGAGGGGCCCAAAAGCCUAGAGAAGAGCUACGACCUUUCAUGUUACAUUGCCUUGCACAAGCGUGCUGUCGCUAGCGCUGCCAAGCCACCUGCCAACCGAGUCCUCCAGCAGCUGAGCCUCGCCUGGCGAGCUUUACCUGAGAAGAAGUUCGUGAAAGCUGCAAACGCCGUUGCCAAGCUGGACUUGGGAAAGGAGCUCUGGGCUAAGCCGCUGAAAGUGGCCUUGGAAGCUUGGCUGCCUCGAAUGGAUGGCCGUCACCUGGCCAACUUGAAGGCCAUCGCUGUCAUGGAGCUGCUGAAUGAGCCACAGGCCCUGCAGGCGUACCUGGAGCAGUGUGAGAGCAGGCGGAACGACUUCUGGUACUCUCGACACCUGCAAGUGGUGGAAGCUCAUGUGCACUUGUUGUAUCCCGACUUGUGGACUUCCUUGGACGAGCGCAUACGUCUCUUUCUGCAAGAGGUUCGGACUGCAGCGGAGGAAAGCCGGGCCCGUGCCCAGGCGCAGGCGGCGCAGGCAGAAGAGGCGGAGGACGACUCGGACUCUGAGGACUCUGAAGAUGAAGCGCCAAGCCUCAUCCAAGCCCCGACCUUCGACAAGCAGCGCUUCAGCUCAGCUCUUCAUGCUGACAUCAGUCGCAUGCUCACCGCCCUGGGUGUGGAGCAUAGCAACAAGAUUUCUGCGGGCCCUGUGCUCCUGGACAUGGUGCACAUGCCCAGCAUGGUGGUCGUGGAGGCAGCUGCACCAUGGCAGUUCUACCUCCGCUCCCCGCAGAUAACUGCGCUCGCACGGCGCCGACAGGAGGGGGAGAUGAUCCAAGCCAUGGGCUUCAACGUCACAGUCAUCCCGUACUAUCGAUGGGAUGCCCUGAAGAACGAUGCUGCCAAGGCAGAACUUCUGCGCAAGCAGCUGCCGAAAGAGGUCAGCAGCUGUAUGGCCUCGUCGGCAGGCCAAAUACAGCGGUUGGCAUGGCACGUAGCGUCAGCUUUGUGA
Symbiodinium pilosum is the source of this 1008-nucleotide messenger RNA. The record is from the annotation of a GenBank genome assembly. NCBI's taxonomy places the organism in Eukaryota, Dinophyceae, Suessiales, Symbiodiniaceae.